Magnusiomyces paraingens is the source of this 1125-nucleotide messenger RNA. RefSeq lists its product as uncharacterized. The coding region runs from base 1 to 1125 and encodes 374 amino acids. The transcript has a single exon. The record is from RefSeq and is a predicted model, not a curated record. Lineage: Eukaryota; Fungi; Ascomycota; Dipodascomycetes; Dipodascales; Dipodascaceae.
AUGUCUUUGCUGCUCUCUUCUAAAGUCACCCUUUCCGCUGCUGCCCGUCUUGCAGCAUCAAAACCCAGUGUGAUCAAGACCGUCACGGUUGCCUCUUAUGCAACUGACGCUUCUGCUUCAAACAACACCUCCCAGCCUAGUAACAUCAGCAACUUCCUCGACCGUAUCAAGCGUGUUACUGAAAACCGCGCUGAAUCUGGUUUUAAACCAAACUCUGAAAUUCUUUCCAAAAUCUCUAUUAAGGGAAAGCCCAAUCAAGAGAAGAGCGACAAGAGACCUUUUAAGAGACAAGCUGGUGCCUCUGGAGACAGACCAAACUAUAGAAACAACAAUAACUACAAUAACAAUAACAACAGCAACAACAACAACAACAACAACAACAGUACUCAGUCAAAGCCUUUCAGAAACAACAAGUUUAACAGAUUCAACAAAGAUAAGGCACAGGCUAAGCCUCAACAAGAAAACUACUCUUUCAAGCCAUCGCAGCCUAGAAACUCAAAGUCUCAGGCCUUUAGAGGAAUUGACUCUGAGCACGUUGAUCUCCACGUUUCUUCUGAAGGUAAUACCCUUUUCAACAACAAGAAGUCUUUCAACUCUCAAAGAAAAAACAACGGUCCUCGUCAAAAUUAUCCCGUGCGCUUCGGUGGCCGUCCCCGUCAACCUGCAGGCUCUAAGGCUGGUCAAACCCCUAAGCGUCUUCCUCGCAAGGAUGCCACAGUUGGUUCCGGUAAACUUCUUAAACUUUCACCUGAAGAAGCUAUUAUCUCUGUUAAAAAGGAGAUUCGUGGCUCCCAGCUUGGUAGCACCAUUUCUGUUCCUGCAAUCACCUCUUCCACCCUUGCCCCUUAUCUCCCCACUGUCGGUGUUUCUCCCGAGUCCCGUGCUUGGCUUGCUAUCCACCGCGCUUUGACCGAUGCUGCCGACCAAGAGCAGGCUCUUAAGACAAUUGUCGAGUCCACCUUUAAGGGUUCCCUCGAGGGCUACCAAGUUAACGAAACUUCUUCCGAAGCUGCAUCUCCCAUUGUUCCCAUUUUGAAUGCAAACCCUACCUUUUCUCCUGAAGUUAAGAACCUUCUUUUGUCUCUGGCUUCCGGUGAAUCAACUCUUUCUUCUCUGAGAAAUUAA